CCGCCCCUGCUGGGCAGGCAGAGCGCCGGGCCCCUCGGGCGUCCCGAGGGACUUGAUGUUGGCCUGAAAGAGUCGCCCGGCUUUCCUGUUCUCCCCAAAGGGGCUCGGAGCCGCCUCAAAUUCCGCGGGACUGAAGAACUAACGUCGGGGAUUAUUAUGUCGAUUUUCCAAGGACCCGGGUUCGAAGCGAGGAACGGAAGAAAGGGCUGGCGCCUCGGGAGUCCUGCCGGCAUUUGAUAUGCAGAGACUCCCAGGAUUGCUCAGAUUGCCCCGACCAGCAACUUUCCUAUAUUUGCAUCCCGUAUUUUCAAAGAAAAUAUUUUCUGUUCGCUGCCUUGGUCUUUUACCACCACCAAUACACUGAAGCAAAGACUUCAGGCCUCUCCUUCAAUGCAUGCUUUAUGUUUUUGCCAAAUAUGAUCUCUCAUUGAAAGUUUACUUUGGUUUUGGAUGAAUCUGUGGAGCUUAUGUUGUAAGAAGAAAGGGGUAAGGAGACACAAUGAAAGAGAAGUCCAAAAAUGCUGCCCGGACUAGGAGGGAGAAAGAAAACAGUGAAUUUUACGAACUGGCGAAAUUACUGCCUUUGCCCUCGGCUAUCACCUCGCAGCUGGACAAAGCAUCCAUAAUCAGACUCACAACCAGCUAUCUCAAAAUGAGAGUAGUGUUCCCAGAAGGGCUCGGCGAGGCGUGGGGCCACUCCAGUCGGACCAGCCCCCUGGACAACGUUGGUCGUGAACUGGGCUCACAUCUGCUCCAGACCCUGGAUGGUUUUAUCUUUGUGGUGGCCCCAGAUGGGAAGAUCAUGUACAUCUCAGAGACAGCCUCAGUCCACCUGGGUCUUUCUCAGGUAGAACUGACCGGGAAUAGCAUUUACGAAUACAUCCAUCCCGCGGACCACGACGAGAUGACAGCGGUUCUCACUGCCCAUCAGCCCUACCACUCUCACUUCGUCCAGGAGUACGAGAUCGAGCGCUCCUUUUUCCUGAGGAUGAAAUGCGUCUUGGCCAAGAGGAACGCGGGCCUCACCUGCGGUGGCUACAAGGUCAUCCAUUGCAGCGGUUACCUGAAGAUCCGCCAGUACAGCCUGGACAUGUCCCCCUUCGACGGCUGUUACCAGAACGUGGGCCUGGUGGCAGUGGGCCACUCGCUGCCACCCAGCGCCGUCACGGAGAUCAAGCUGCACAGCAACAUGUUCAUGUUCCGCGCCAGCUUGGACAUGAAGCUCAUCUUCCUGGACUCCAGAGUGGCAGAGCUGACGGGGUACGAACCUCAGGACCUGAUUGAGAAGACUCUGUACCACCACGUGCACGGCUGCGACACCUUCCACCUGCGCUGCGCCCACCACUUGCUGCUGGUGAAGGGCCAGGUGACCACCAAAUACUACAGGUUCCUGGCGAAGCACGGCGGCUGGGUGUGGGUGCAGAGCUACGCGACCAUCGUGCACAACAGCCGCUCGUCCCGGCCGCACUGCAUCGUCAGCGUCAACUAUGUUCUCACGGACACAGAGUACAAAGGGCUGCAACUCUCCCUGGAUCAGAUCUCGGUCUCCAAACCAACCUUCUCCUACGCCAGCAGCUCCACUCCUACCAUGCCCGACAGCAGGAAGGGGGCCAAGUCCAGACUCUCCAGUUCAAAGUCAAAAUCCAGGACUUCCCCAUACCCUCAGGGCGAGGUCAUUGGGAUGAAGACAGUGUGGUCAGUUCUCCAGACCCUGGGUCUGCCAGCGAAUCAGGUGACCGAUAUCGCACUGAGCAAUAUCAAAGUAGCCCACAUGAACCUAGCAAAAUUGAAACUCUGAUAAGAGCUACCCAGCAAAUGAUUAAAGAAGAAGAGAACAGAUUGCAGCUAAGGAAAGCUCCCCCAGACCAACUGGCUUCCAUUAAUGGAGCUGGGAAA
Molecule: messenger RNA, 1896 nt
Organism: Miniopterus natalensis
Lineage: Eukaryota; Metazoa; Chordata; Mammalia; Chiroptera; Miniopteridae
Source: RefSeq, a predicted model, not a curated record